AUGAGAACAAUUCCGGUUGACUCAGCAUUAUAUCAAUCAAUUAUUGAAUUUAUUCAUUCCUUUAAAAAGAAAAAAGUUGCAAUGAUUUAUACAAAUGAUCCAAGUGGAAAUUCAGGAUAUUUUAGAGUAAAUAAAUUAUGUAAUCAAAAGAAUAUUGCACUUCUUGAUAUUCAAGAUAGUGAAAAUAUGCCAGACAUAGGAAAUUUAGAUGGUAUUAAUACAGUUAUUAGCAAUAUGUAUAUGGAAGAAUUAUUUGAUACAUGGAAACGCUUUCCAAAAAUACCAGAAAAAAAAUGUUGGUAUCACCAGAUGUUACAAUGGUUAUUAGUGAAGCAGACUUUGAGUUAA
This is a messenger RNA of Entamoeba nuttalli P19, 348 nucleotides long. RefSeq lists its product as hypothetical. The transcript has a single exon. Lineage: Eukaryota; Evosea; Mastigamoebida; Endamoebidae. Bases 1 to 348 code for a protein of 115 amino acids. The record is from RefSeq and is a predicted model, not a curated record.